Molecule: messenger RNA, 882 nt
Organism: Loxodonta africana (African savanna elephant)
Lineage: Eukaryota; Metazoa; Chordata; Mammalia; Proboscidea; Elephantidae
Gene: RSL24D1
Product: ribosomal L24 domain containing 1
Exons: 6
Coding region: 53-544 (163 amino acids)
Biological process (GO): translation; ribosomal large subunit biogenesis
Cellular component (GO): nucleolus; ribosome
Molecular function (GO): structural constituent of ribosome
Source: RefSeq, a predicted model, not a curated record
CACUUCCUCUCGAGCCCGGCGUUUCGCCGGUGGAUACCCGCGCGGCGUCGACAUGCGUAUCGAAAAGUGUUAUUUCUGUUCUGGGCCCAUUUACCCAGGCCACGGCAUGAUGUUCGUCCGCAACGACUGCAAGGUGUUCAGGUUCUGUAAAUCCAAAUGUCAUAAAAACUUUAAAAAGAAGCGUAAUCCUCGCAAAGUCAGGUGGACUAAAGCGUUCCGGAAAGCUGCUGGUAAAGAGCUUACAGUGGAUAAUUCAUUUGAAUUUGAAAAACGUAGAAAUGAACCUGUCAAAUACCAGCGAGAGCUGUGGAGUAAAACUAUUGAAGCAAUGAAGAGAGUUGAAGAGAUCAAACAGAAGCGCCAGGCUACAUUUAUAAUGAACAGGUUAAAGAAAAAUAAAGAGCUACAGAAAGUUCAGGACAUCAAAGAAGUCAAGCAAAACAUCCAUCUCAUCCGGGCUCCUCUUGCAGGCAAAGGAAAGCAGCUGGAAGAAAAAAUGGUACAGAAAUUACAAGAGGACGUGGAUAUGGAAGAUGUGUCCUAAAAAUCUCACUGUCUGUAACCAUUUCUGUGUGUGCAAUUGAAAACUUCUUUGGAGACUUGGAACUUCUAAAUGAUUGAUGUAUUUUUUACAUAAGGUCACUCAAAUGAAAGGUGAUUAAAAAUACAUCUCUCUGUAAAACCUCAGAUGUUAUAGAUGUUUGAUUAUAUCUCAGUGUUAAAUCUUCACUGAUGUGUAAAUAGGAAAAUUCUGUUUGUAACAACAGAAGUGAAUUGUGGGCAUAAAAUGGUCUACGUUUGGAGAAUGUCAUUGCACGGCAUCUGUGUAGUGACAAAAAUUCGUGGCUAAUGAUAUACAAAAUAAAAUUUUCUUUGCAGUAA